CAACUUCCUCCCGCCCGCGACCGCUGCCCUGCCCGCCCUGCUCUGCCUCGCGCACAAACACAAUGCGCCCGCUGCCGGCGUCGGUGGCGUCCCGCCUGGCCGGCGUGGUCGCGGACCCGGCCGGCGUCCCGCUGCCCGUCUUCAACUCCCUCCUCUCCGCGCUCGCCGCCUCCGCGGACCCCUCGCACGCGCACCUCCCGCUCCACCUCUUCCGCCGCCGCCUCCUCCCGCGCCGCCGCCCCGACGCGUUCACCCUCUCCGCCCUCACCUCCUCCCGCCUCCCCUCCGCCGCCGCCGCCGACGCCCUCCACGCCAUCGCGCUCCGCCUCGGCCUCCUCCACGCCGACCCCGUCCUCGCCAACUCCCUCCUCCGCCUCUACCUCCGCCCGCCCAGCCCCCGCCCGGGCCUCGCGCGCCAUCUGUUCGACGAAAUGCCCGCGCGGACCGCGUCCUCCUACAACACCCUCAUCUCGCACUCGCACUCGAGCUCGCCUGGCGCCGCGGCUGAGGGCGUGUGGGGCCUCGUCCGCCAGAUGGUCGCGGAUGGGUGCGCGCCCGACCGGUUCACGCUCUCUGCCGUGCUGCCCGUGUGCCCGUCCGCCCGCCGGGGCAGGGAGCUGCAUUGCUGCGCCGUGAGGUCCGGAAUGUGUGGGGCGGACGAUUUCCAUGUCGGCAGCGGCCUCGUGUCCAUGUACUGCAGGGUUGGCGACCCGGAACUUGCGCGCACGGUUCUCGACGGGAUGGAGCAGAGGAACGUUGUUUCCUGGACCGCCUUGGUGGGAGGGUACACGGAGAAUGAAAUGUUCGAGGGCGCCGUGGAUGCUUUCCGUGCAAUGUGGCUGAUCGACGGCAUCCUACCAAAUACGGUCGCAUUGAUUAGCGUGCUAUCGGCUGUUGAGGCCCUCUCGGCCUUAGCAGAGGGGAAGCAGGUGCAUGGUUUCGCGGUGAGGAUGGCAAUGUAUGGGGAGGUGUCGCUGAGCAAUGCUUUGAUUGAUACCUAUGCAAAGUGUGGGGCCUUGCAUUAUGCAAGGUGGGUCUUUGAUGAUACCAGCUGGUGCAAAGAUGUCAUCUCAUGGGGUGCAAUGAUUUUGGGUUAUGGCGUUCAUGGUAUGGGUGUGGAAGCAGUGGCUUUGUUCGACCAGAUGCUUUCCUCUGGGGUUAAACCUGACAAGAUAGUUGGCCUGGUUGUUCUUUCAGCUUGUUGCCGUGCGGGAUUGGUGUUGAAGGGCCUUGAUAUAUACAACUCCCUGGUAAAGGAUCAUGGGGUUCGACCCACUGAGGAGAUGUGUGCGUGCGUUGUUGAUUUACUUGGUCGAUCUGGGCAUGUUGACCAUGCCUUGGAUUUUAUAAAGUCAAUGAGUGUAGAGCCAGGCCCUAGUGUCUGGGGAGCACUUCUGGAUGCCUCUGCAACACACAGCAACAAAGAAAUUCAAGAUUUGGCCUCCAAAUCUCUUCUUAGACUGGGAGAAGGGAAACCAUCAAAUCUUGUUGCAGUUUCUAACGUAAAUGCCUCUUCAGAAAGGUGGAAUGUUGUUGAACGAGUAAGAAAUACGAUUAAUCAAGGGUCAUUGAAGAAGAAAACUGGUCGUAGUUGGUAAAUCCAACAUAGGUGCACAAUGCUUUUCUGAGUGACUUAUGGAUGGCCUUUCAACACUUCUGAUCUCAAGUGUACAUUUUAGUUGGCUGCCCCUGGAAGGGAUUGCAUCAGAUCACACACUUUACUGGACCAGGGUGUGUUGAAGCUAUAACAACAGAGCUGCAAUACUUGUAUAUUCGAUGACACAUUUACUGUUUGAGCCUCAACAAAAGUGCCUUCUAUGAUUUCGAAGUUGUCCACAAUAUCCACUCUUUCUACGUUCUUAAGGCUGGACUUGACGUAAAGUAGGAUAGUUGGAGACCAGAUUGAAUGUAACCAUAAAGAAACUGCAAGAGGGGAAAAAAGUCCGAUGCUUAUAUCUUGUUCUUGUACUACCAGCAUCUGCAUAAGUGGCACUACAAGCAUGUGAAUCGUUUCCUCAAAGCGAAGGGAUGUUUGAUGAACAAGACAGAUCAUGGAAGUGGAAAUAAGAAGUCAGAUGACCAUGUCUUUGAGAGAGUGAUUCUAUUGUCAUAUAUCUAGGUCUGUAUCUCUUCUGCCUCCAAUGCAAUGCUCGUGUCUGGCGUAAAGAGUGUCGAUCUCUGCUCUGACUCUGUCCAUGAACAGCCUCACCAUCUGGAUCCAUCAGCCAUUUCCUUAUUCGAUGACCAGGCUUGUUCAUUUUCAGAGGUGACAGCAGGUUUGGUCUUGUGACCCUUUCCAGAAUAUCAUGACUCACUGGAUUGAGAUCUCACGAUGAUGGCGAGGACUGCCCCCCCUCCACUCCCAUGUUGUUGGUUAGGUCCUCGCGAUCACAUGCGCGCAGAGGCGUGUCAUCUCAGACUUAAGCAAGCUCCCCUGACUGGAACGGCUCGGGGCGCUGUAGCCUUUCGUCCCGGGGGGAGGAUCGUUGCUGUUGGUGCCGCGUCAUAAUUGUUCCCCGGUCUCAGCAUGCUCUGUGCAGGGCUGCUAUAUCCCUUUUGUAGGCGGGUUCCCCCCGUCUUAAAAGAUGGCGGCAUGCUAAUAGCAUGAUGAUUAGCCAUUAAUAUGUGAUUGGAAAGCUCCAACCGCACACCGCGCAUAACUCCUCCGGGGCGCAUCGUGUUAUCCGCGGGUAAACUCUUCAGACUGGAGCUGCAGGGAGAUCUAUCACUGCCCUCACAUGCGCAUCACUGCAUCAGUCUGUGUUAUUGGCGCGCGCAUAGUACAGUAUUGUUACAUUCUGUGUGGUGGUAACAUGCCAUGCCACAGCGUAUCCGGCCGUCCAUCCUCGCCAUGUGGGGGACGCCUGGUCUCGCCUGUUGCUCUCGGCGAAGUAAUUGCGAUGUGGGACUUGACAGGGCACUGAUAACCAUCUAAUCAUGGACUCGUUGUACCCUCGCGCCAUCAAGCGGCCCGGCCUCCCUCCCAGUCCCGCCCAUGAAGAUCUCACGUGGAUGGGAUCCACUGUCACUGUUGCAUCCCAAGGUCAGCCAACCACAUUUUGGAUCCCGAUGUUGUCACAGCGAGACUCAAUUUGCUCUCCAGCCUUACCAUAUAGGUGAGAUGUUUAAGCCACAAAUUUUGGAUAUUUUCUUUUGGGAAACAUACAAAUUAUACCCAUGUUCGUUGCUUCUUUCACAAUUUGCCAAGGAUUGGAACUCCAGUCACGUAUGAGAUCCAGUGUCCUCUAAUGGAUUCCCCACCAUAGACGGCCACUAGUAUCGAAACUUAUUCGCUGCAGACCCAGCUAAUGUAAAUUAGUAGGCUUCGAGGACAACUGCAACCCUUGGAUUCCAGUGCAAUGAUGAUAUUCUUUCACUGCAACAAAGGUAGGUUUAAAGCUCA
This is a messenger RNA of Panicum virgatum (switchgrass), 3403 nucleotides long. RefSeq names its product pentatricopeptide repeat-containing protein At3g46790, chloroplastic-like. The record is from RefSeq and is a predicted model, not a curated record. The coding region runs from base 63 to 1598 and encodes 511 amino acids. The transcript has 6 exons. Gene Ontology annotation, biological process: RNA modification. Gene Ontology annotation, molecular function: RNA binding; protein binding. Lineage: Eukaryota; Viridiplantae; Streptophyta; Magnoliopsida; Poales; Poaceae.